Molecule: messenger RNA, 726 nt
Organism: Mizuhopecten yessoensis (Yesso scallop)
Lineage: Eukaryota; Metazoa; Mollusca; Bivalvia; Pectinida; Pectinidae
Product: proteoglycan 4-like
Exons: 4
Coding region: 1-726 (241 amino acids)
Source: RefSeq, a predicted model, not a curated record
AUGAUGUUUGGUGCCAAACCCACCACUCCUGACUCUCCGGACUCCACCAUUCCGAACUCUCCGGACUCCACCAUUCCGAACUAUCCGGACUCCACCAUUCCGACCUCUCAGGACACCUCAACGCCGGACUCUCCGGACACCACCACUCCUGACUCUCCGGACUCCACCAUUCCGACUUCUCAGGACACCUCCACUCCGGACUCUCCGGACUCUCCGGACUCUCCGGACUCCACCAUUCCGAACUCUCAGGACACCACCACUCCGACCUCUCAGGACACCUCAACGCCGGACUCUCCGGACACCACCACUCCUGACUCUCCGGACUCCACUUUUCCGAACUCUCCGGACACCUCCACUCCGAACUCUCCGGACUCCACCAUUCCGACUUCUCAGGACACCUCCACUCCGGACUCUCCGGACUCUCCGGACUCCACCACUCCGACCUCUCAGGACACCACCACUCCGGACUCUUCGGACUCCUCCAUUCCUGACUCUCAGGACUCCAUCGAAGUGUUCCCCUUAGUUGUGGGGGUUUGUAAUACUUGCGGUUCUGGUCAUCAGACAAUGGCGCAGGCGACAACGACGGUGGAGGACGUACAGGUCACAAACAAAGGGGAUGAAGAUGAAGUUACAUUUAAAUUUGACAGUGCAUAUGGCACUCUUGUAAAGGUUGAGGCAGACGUGGAGGAGGAGGAGGAGGAGGAGAAUCCAUUCGAGGGUGUGUAG